This is a messenger RNA of Amaranthus tricolor (Joseph's coat), 2326 nucleotides long. RefSeq lists its product as uncharacterized. Gene Ontology annotation, biological process: transport. Bases 289 to 1902 code for a protein of 537 amino acids. The transcript is spliced from 5 exons. The record is from RefSeq and is a predicted model, not a curated record. Gene Ontology annotation, cellular component: membrane; Golgi apparatus. NCBI's taxonomy places the organism in Eukaryota, Viridiplantae, Streptophyta, Magnoliopsida, Caryophyllales, Amaranthaceae.
CCCCAUCAAUAGUGGAUGAAACGACUAACUCAAUGUCUACUUCUACAAUUCUACUUAUUGAAAAUAUUUUGAAACAUAAAAAUAGCGGACAAAGCCGAAGCCGCUGUAAACACUUUGUAAAUAAGAAGCUUCUCUAGAAUCAGAUCCAACAAACCACACCAUUCGAAAAGAGGAAAUAACCAAACAUAAAACUUGCUCACAUCUCACUCAAACCUCCCUCACAUACCAAACAGUGAGAGUUUAGACUUCAUUUCAGCAAGCAAACUCACAAUACUUUCCCCAAUCACUAUGGAUUUCGGGAUCCAAAACCUUAAAUCCCCUCCAUUUUCUCUCCUAAAAUCCCCCAUUUUUAUUAUACUAAUAAUAGUAAUAGCAUUUUCAAAUAUCCAAUUCUCAAAUGGCUCAAUUCACACUUACAACCAACAAGUCUUCAAUGAAGUGGGUAAUGCCUAUCUUGUUGCUGGUGGUAGUGAAGGGAUUCUUGCAUCUCGUUCUUAUCUUUCUUCCCCCAUUUCUACUCGCAUUGUUCCUCAUUCACUUCGUGAUGGAAUCUCUUUUAUUCGAUUUGAGAAUAUCACAUUUUGGAGAAGUAAGGAAGCUGCUCAACAACAAUCGAACUCAGACAAUGGCUCUGGUCUAGUGCAAGUUGUUAUUUUUGAAGCAGCUGAUCGUGAUGAUAUUGGUGGUUCGGCAUAUGGUGGACAACGAUCUAUUUGCUGCACUCCUGAUCUUUCUAAACUUGAAGGAUGUAAGCAAGGGGAAGUCAUUAGAAUACGUUCAUCUUCUGAUAGUCAUUGGCCAGUGAUUCUAAAUGUGAAGUUUAAGGGACAUUCUUUGAAAACUAGAAUGCGCAGACAAGAGGUAUUUGUCUCAAAAACAGGAAUGUAUAACCUCUUCUUCAUUACAUGUGACCCAAAAUUGAAAGGACUUGUUUUAAAUGGGAAGACUGUUUGGAAAAAUCCUGAUGGCUAUUUACCUGGUAGAAUGGCCCCAUCCAUGAAGUUCUAUGUUUUCAUGUCUCUUGCCUACUUGCUAUUAAGCGCAGUAUGGUUUGUUCAGUAUUGGAGGUUCUGGAAUGAGGUUCUGCAACUUCAGCACUGCAUCACAGCUGUUGUUGCUCUUGGAUUGACCGAAAUGUUCUUUUGGUACCUUGAAUUUGCUAAUUUUAACAGCACUGGCGUCAGGCCUGUUGUACUUACCACGUGGGUUGUAACUCUCGGUGCUGCAAGAAGAACUCUUUCACGUAUUCUUAUUCUUUCAUUGUCAAUGGGUUAUGGUGUGGUACGACCUACUCUUGGCGGUCUGACCUCUAAGGUGUUGGUUAUUGGGGGAACUUACUUCUUGGCAACUGAACUGCUAAACAUUACAGAAUAUGUGGGUACGAUAAGUGACAUAUCGGGGAGAGCAAGGCUACUAUUCGUACUUCCUGAUUCUUUCCUGGAUACAUUUCUAAUCUUGUGGAUUUUCACUUCUCUUUCUAAGACACUGGAACAGUUGCAGGUGAAACGAAGUUCUGUGAAGUUGGAUAUCUACAGAAAGUUCUCAAAUGCAUUAACAGUGUCAGUUAUUGCUUCCGUUACAUGGAUAGCAUACGAGGUGUAUUUUAAGGCUACAGAUCCUUACAAUGAGCGGUGGCAGAGUGCUUGGAUUAUCACUGCUUUCUGGGACAUUCUAGCAUUUGCAGUGCUAUGUAUUAUUUGCUAUCUAUGGGCUCCAUCUCAAACUUCUCAAAGAUAUGCAUAUUCAGAAGGAGUUGGAGACGAAUAUAACGAUGAAGAAGUACAAUCUUUAACUAGAGGGAAAUCAGCAGGUGAUGUCAGCUUGGUCAAGCACGAGAAGGAUGCCGGGAAUGGUGGAAAUGAUUCAGAAAAUGAUGACAACGAGCCUGGCAAGGGUGAGUAACAAUUACAACAAAAGAAUUCAUUUCAGUGAAAUGGGAUUUUUGCCUUGACCGCAAUCUGUAUUGAAGAUUCUUCGAGAAAGCUUGUCAGAAUUGUCGGGUCAUAUAGCAGGAGCAGCAGGUACAUAAUUUAGGAAAGUGUUGAUGGCACUAUAAUCCGUAUCAGGGCCGGGGUUCAGCCAUUGAGGUUCUUUAUGAUUGCCUCUCAUGUAUGUAUGUAUGUGAAUUGUGAAUUGUGAAUUGUGAAUUCUUUUUUGUAUUUGUCGUCCUCAUACCAUGCCAUAUUUGUUUGAUUAACUUGUAUAACAUUCGAUCAUCUUCAUUUUCAUUUCCUUUCAAUCUUUGAAAGUUAGAAUGUUGAAUGGUAGAUUUGUUGAACAUGGUAACAUAUAAUUCAUUCAUGCUAUCUGUAAACUAUUUUUGUUA